This is a messenger RNA of Sus scrofa (pig), 1769 nucleotides long. RefSeq names its product TP53 regulating kinase (gene TP53RK). Gene Ontology annotation, biological process: protein phosphorylation. The record is from RefSeq and is a predicted model, not a curated record. Gene Ontology annotation, molecular function: protein serine/threonine kinase activity; ATP binding. NCBI's taxonomy places the organism in Eukaryota, Metazoa, Chordata, Mammalia, Artiodactyla, Suidae. Gene Ontology annotation, cellular component: cytosol; EKC/KEOPS complex; nucleus.
GGGGCCACGAGGCUUAGAAAAGAGCCGAAAGCUUGAGGGGCGGAACCACUUCCACAAGGCGGAAGUGUCGGCGUUCGGGUGGCGGAAGAGGUCCGAGGAUUUCCAGAAAGAGCCGAAGCAGCUCCGACAGUUCCCGGAGAGAGACGAGGGGUUCCGAGCGGCGGCGCGGGGACGCAAACAUGGCGGCGGCCGGCGCUGCUGUUCCUGCUGCCGAACCGAAUGAGGAACCCGCGCCCGCGACGGAAGCGGUGGCCGCGGCCCGGGAGCGGAGCAGUCUCUUCUUGAGGGGCCUGGAGCUGGUGAAGCAGGGUGCCGAGGCGCGCGUGUUCCGCGGCCGCUUCCAAGGCCGCGCGGCCGUGGUGAAGCACCGCUUCCCCAAGGGCUACCGGCACCCGGCGCUGGAGGCGCGGCUCGGCCGGCGACGGACGGUGCAGGAGGCCCGGGCGCUGCUCCGCUGCCGCCGCGCAGGGAUAUGUGCCCCGGUUGUCUUUUUUGUGGACUAUGCUUCCAACUGUUUAUUCAUGGAAGAAAUUGAAGGCUCAGUGACUGUUCGAGAUUAUAUAGAAUCCACUAUGGAGACUGAAAACUCUCCCCAGAGUCUCCUCGGCUUAGCCAAGAAAAUCGGGCAGGUUUUGGCUCGCAUGCACGACGAAGACCUCAUUCACGGUGAUCUCACCACGUCCAACAUGCUCCUGAAACCCCCGCUGGAAGAACUGAACAUCGUGCUCAUAGACUUUGGGCUGAGUUUCAUUUCAGCACUUCCAGAAGAUAAGGGAGUGGACCUGUACGUGCUAGAGAAAGCCUUCCUCAGUACCCAUCCCAACACCGAGACUGUAUUUGAAGCCUUUCUAAAGAGCUAUGCCGCCGCCUCCAAAAAGGCCAGGCCAGUGCUAAAAAAAUUAGAUGAGGUGCGCCUGCGAGGGAGAAAGAGGUCCAUGGUUGGGUAGAAGAACGUGCGUGACGACCACAGACAGUUCAGCCACUCACCUCACAGUAAAUUUGAAGGAAUGCUAUGAAUAUGGGAUUCGACCUAAAUAAAGGUGGUGAGGUAUUUUAAGUGCUGUCUGUGAUCCCGCUUGUCGAGUGGUGUUAUCCACUGUUGACUGUUGUCAAGAGCUUGCUGUGUCCCUAAGACACGUUCUGGCAGAACUGGGUAUUCAGACUACCCCUCAGACAGGCUUUCUCUGCAAUUGUGACGUGUGUACCUCAGAUCCAAGGGCGGCGUUACCAAACAUUGAGCCUCAUACUGAGAACAUUAUUCUCUUUUUAGUCCUUUGGUUGAGACAAGGCCAGUCUCAGCUGGUGACAGUACGUAUUUAUCAGCCCUCUUACCUAGCGUUUUUUUUUUGUUGUUGUUGUGUUCUUGACAUAUUCCACUUGAAACGAGUACAGUGCUAUACAACCAGCAUUUUUAAAAAGAAAUGGAAUCAGGGAUUAGAAAAUAUCAGCGCACAUUACAUGUAGUAUUGUAAGUAUUGUUUUAUGAAACUUGUUUCAUUGUGUAUAUAGAAGUAUACUAGGUUUUGCUCUAAAAUACAUUUCUUUUUGAGGGGCAUGGUAAAAAAAAAAGAUGAAAAAUGCUACUUAACUACAGUUUUUCUUUUUUGAAAGAGCAGGCUCAUAACUUUCAGGCAACUGAAAUUUUGUACAAGACUUUUUAUUUUUGUUUGCUCUGUGUUUUUAUAGUUACCUUCUGAUUAAGACAAGCGAUUGGUAUAAAGUGCUUUUUAGUUUCUGUGGGUAAUAAAGGUAAGUUGAUUUAUAUCAAA